Messenger RNA from Cladophialophora yegresii CBS 114405, 1557 nucleotides. RefSeq lists its product as uncharacterized. Gene Ontology annotation, molecular function: monooxygenase activity; oxidoreductase activity, acting on paired donors, with incorporation or reduction of molecular oxygen; iron ion binding. NCBI's taxonomy places the organism in Eukaryota, Fungi, Ascomycota, Eurotiomycetes, Chaetothyriales, Herpotrichiellaceae. The transcript has 6 exons. Bases 1 to 1557 code for a protein of 518 amino acids. The record is from RefSeq and is a predicted model, not a curated record.
AUGUCUGCUGCGACAGCGGCGAGCUGGCUUAGCACGUCGCAAAUAUCUCCCCUGGCCAUUGUGAUCGUACUUGUAACAUGGCUGCUGUGUCUUUUCUCACUGGGCCUCAAUCGACUGUACCUCUCCCCACUCGCCGGAUUCCCGGGACCGAAGGUGGCGGCCCUGUCGCGAUGGUACGAAUUCUACUACGAGGUCAUUCUCAAGGGGCAAUAUUCCAAGAGGAUAGAUGAGAUGCAUAAACAAUACGGUCCCAUUGUCCGAGUCGCGCCCGAUGAGAUCCACAUCAAGGACAGCGACUUCUUCGGUGAGCUAUAUGCCAAGAGUCCACGCCCGGACAAGCAUGACUGGGCCGCUGGUAGAUUUGGAAACCACGGCUCGGUCAUCACGACGGCCGACUUUGCUUUACAUCGUCGGCGUCGCGCAGCCCUAAAUCCCUUUUUCUCGAAACGCUCAAUCUUAGACUUCCAACCCAUCAUUCGUGAGAAGGUCGAAUUGCUUAGCAGGAAGAUCCGCGAGUAUAAAGACAGGGAUGCGCUGAUCGUCCUGAGCGAUGCUUUCCCGGCGUUUGCGGGCGACAUCAUCACGGAAUACUCAUUCGGGAUAUGCUACAACCACCUCGACUCUCCAGAGUUCUCGGAAUCAUUCCACGCGGCGUUCAUGGCUGUCGGCGAGUUCGGCCACGUCGCAGUCCAGUUCCCGUGGUUCCAUCCGCUCCUAAACAGCCUUCCCCAGAGCCUUGUACGGAGCAUGCAGCCGGCUCUUGGAAGCUUACUACGGCUGCAAAACGAUCUCAGGGACAUGAUCCAACGACUUACCAAGGAAGGGGCCUUGAAAGAGGAGAAGUCGACACACCGCACGAUAUUUCAUGACGUCCUCCAAAGUUCGCUUCCCCCAGAAGACAAGGGCAACCGCCGCAUGGCCGACGAGGCCCAGGCUGUUAUAGGAGGAGGCAUCGAGACGACAGCGUUUGCACUAAGCGUUGGCGCUUUCCAUAUUGUCCACAAGCCCAAGGUCUACGCUCGAUUGCAUCAAGAGCUCGUUCAAGCGAUACCUGACGCAGCCACGAUUCCGGACCUGCUGGAGAUCGAAAAGCUACCGUACCUUCGAGCCUGUAUCACGGAAGCCAUCCGACUCUCCUAUGGAAUUUCAGCACGCAACCCGCGUGUGCUCAGUCAGUCACUGCAGUAUGGAGAGUGGACAAUCCCUCCGCGGACGGUCAUUGGCAUGACCAUCGUUGACAUCCACCACGAUGAGAUGAUCUUUCCGGACUCGCACACGUACUAUCCAGAACGGUGGUUGGGCAAUCCAAAAGCGCCAGACGGUGCCCCACUCGAGCACUACUUUGUCGGCUUUGGCAAAGGGACUAGGGGUUGUCUUGGGAUUAACCUGGCAUGGGCGGAGCUGUUUCUACUAAUGGCGGCCUUGUUUCGCCGCUUUCGGUUCGAGUUGUUCGAGACCGACAUAUCUGAUGUGAAGCUGAAGCACGACUUCUUCGUGCCGAGUCCGAAACUGGAUACCAAGGGCGUGAGGGUGAAGGUCGUUGAAGUAUUCAGGUGA